UCUGGCUGCAUUUUGUUUUAAAUUCAAAAGGAAAGAUGAAUUUAUGGUUCAUCCGCAUUAUUGGGACCCACUUGUGUAAUACAUAAUUUGAUUGGAUGAACGUGUGUCACAGCGUUUAGCAAACCAAUCACGUUCAAACAUGCAGUCUUUUAAAAGAAAACACCCGUGUCCUGUUUCGUAUUCAGUAGCCAACAUGGCUGACGCGAAGGUUGAAAUUUCAGCCGAAUAGGUUAGUUCGGUUAGUUGCAAAUGUAAAUCCCAGAAAAACAUUGCAGCGGUUCUAUUUAAAUUUGUGAUUUCAUAAAGCGGCUGUGUUAGCACUGAACAUGGAUGAAAGUUAUGAGAAAACAUUGUGUCGUUUAUGUGGCAUCAAACUUGAAAAUUCUGAUGCUCUGAAUAUUUUUGAAGAUUCCUCAAAUCUGUCAGAAAGGAUAAACCAGCUGCUGCAGAUAAUGAUAUCUCCAGAUGAUAAAUUCUCAAAAUGCAUAUGUUCUACUUGUUACAACAAAGUUAAUGUUUUACAUUCGUUUUCAAACUUAUGUCUGAGUUAUGAAAAACAGUUGCAUACUACUGCAAAAACAGAAGAAUUGAAUAAUGUAGAAGGUAAUAAAAUUGAGGAAGAAAACGACUUUUGUAAAAAAUUAAGCGAUGCAGUGUAUUUGUGUCCAAACUGUAAUGUUAGUCUGGUUAUUUUAUUAGAAAACAGUCCAGACGGUUGUGAAAGUAAUCUACAAAUCUCAUUAGCAAAUGUAGAAGAUCUGACCACGACUAAUGACAUCGUAAAAGAUUACCAAGAAAGAUUUCAAGAAUAUGGAAGUGUGAAUGGAUCUGAAGAAACUGUAGAGGGAAUAGCUAAAGUUAACUCAAGGAAACGUGAGUUGAUCACAUCAGAUAUAACAGUAGAAGAAAGUAAUAAUGACGAAGCAAUUAAUACCGUAGUUGAAAUUGAUCAAAAGUCCAUUCAAGAACACUGUAAAAGUUCAAAAAGGAUGCGCUAUAAAAAGAAUACAUUGCAAGUUUUACCUGCCGAACCAAAUUUUGCAGAAAAUGAUGUCAAUUCAUCUUCCGUUUUAAAACAGGAAUCGGCUGAUGAAAUGCAGCUUGAAUUAACAUCAUUUGAUCAGAGUCAUGAUCAGGUGCAGCAAAUCAUAAACACAACUGAAGAAAAUGAUGAAUUAAUCGACGCAAAUUUAAUAGAUGACAGCGUCGUUAGUAAAUUUGAUUCAAAACUGACGUGUGAUCUAUGUGGAACACGCUAUGUCUCACAACUGAAGUACGAGUUCCAUAUGGAAAGGCACAAGCGAGGAUGUAUAGAUAAUUUUACAUGUCCCCUUUGCGGAAAAGAGUCAGGCACUGAAAAACUGUUAUGGAACCAUUACUUUUAUAUUCACAAGUGCGCACAGCGUUAUGUCUGUAAAACUUGUGACAGGAUGUAUACAAGAUUGUCAAAAUUAAAAUUACAUCAGGAUAAGUUUAAUCACGAGGGUAUAACUGAAAUCAGUGUCAAUAGGGAUACCAACGAUAUAGUUAGCGAAUCGAAAAAGGUAUUGGAAGGAGUCACUUCUGCUAACUGCGUGCUCUGUGGAAGCUUAGUUACCGAUUUAGAUCCAGAAGCGAUAAACGAUGCCGUUAGUUGUACCGCUUGUGAAGAUUAUGCGUUUUCAUUAAUGGUUCAUACAGGUGGAAAAGAGGUUGUGUCACGCAGAGAAUAUCGUUGCUCUCAGUGCUCCAAGAGUUUCGGUCGAAAAGAUAGGUUGGAAUUUCAUGAGAUGAGGCAUAAUGAAGAUAUGAACGAAUUUGUCUGUAGCAGUUGUGGAAAAGAAUUUUCCACUGAGCACGCUUUAUAUGAACAUUAUCUUUUUGUUCAUAAACAGGCUAGACCCCACAUGUGCGAAUUGUGUGGAAAAUCAUUUCAGCUCAAAGCUAGAUUAAAAGACCAUCUACGAUCGCACACUGGGGAAAGACCAUUCCAGUGUGACGUAUGCGGCCAGCGAUAUGCAACUAAUAGUGCAUUAAAACUUCAUAAAAAGACGCAUAUUGCUUUUAGACAUUUUACAUGUCAAAUUUGUAACAAGACAUACAGAAAGAAACAAAAUAUGAACGAACACCUAGAAAGACAUUGGAGAAAUGACAGCAGUAUAUUCUUACCUCAGGCAUUCAUUUGUCCAUUUUGUUCGGAAGGAUUGCCAACAUAUCGUACACUGAAGUUCCAUAUGAUGGAGAUGCACAGAGUAGAAAAGGGAGAUCCAAUAUUAUCCGAUCAGAAACCUUGGUACGAGUGCGAGAUAUGUCAUGAAAAGUUCAAGCAUCAAAUGUCACUGAAGGCUCACAGAGAGAGAAUACACGAAGGAAAAGUAAAUCCUUUAUUUCAAUGCGAUAUAUGCAAUGUAACGUAUAAGGUCAAGCAACGCCUUGAAAAUCAUAUAAAAAAUAAACAUAUUGGAGAAAGAAGAUAUAAAUGUGCUCAGUGCGGUAAGGGGUUUUGCGAGACUAAAUCUUUGCACAGUCAUGUUUUACUUCAUACUGGUGCAAAGCCGUACAUGUGCAAGUAUUGUGGCAUGUCUUUUAGACGAAAAGAUUCUCAAGACCAGCAUCAUAAAAAGCACGCUGAAGAACAACUUUACAAGUGUAAGGUUUGUGAAGAAACAUUUUGUACCAUGAAUGAUCGUAGCAAACACAUGAAACAAGAACACGAGAAAGCAGACUCCUCGUUCGCUUGUCCUGAUUGUGGAGAACAGUGUUCCGGGCAACGUGAGAUUAGAAUUCAUUUAAACAUGCACCUAGGUGAAAAGUUGCAGAAGCUGCAAGAAUCAUAACUAUCGUUUCUACUCUAUAAUAACGUAAGAGACUCGCCAUGUGAAAGAAGUAUACAGGCAAGUCUUGCCCAGAAUGAAUGAGAGAAAUAAGUAAAGUACAAUUAUCCAGACACAGCAUUGUUUACACAUCCAAUCAUUAUUUUGGUGUACAGGCAUGUAUAAAUGAAUGCUGAUAUCUUGCCUUGAAAUCAGUAGAGUACUUUGCGAAUGAAAUUACCAUGUGUGGAACAAUUAAUGUUUACCUGUAUCCAAUGUUGCGAUUCUUUUAAAUUAUUCAAACUGAAUGUACACUCACGACAGUGGUUAUUUUACAAUUUUUUAUCCUUGACUAGCUGUUCAAGAAUUAACCAAUUCUGUGGGUAUACCAUUAAGCAGUUAAACAUCUUAAUAUACUCUGUGUAUACAUAUUUCACAUCCCUAAUUUCCAACAUGUACUCAUACAUGUAUAUGUUGUACAUACAUACAAGCAACUAUCGUGUUCAUAAUUAAGAUUACAGGUAUAAAUUGAGCAUUGCCGCUAUUAAGUUGUUACAAGUAUAGAAUGUUUACUGUCUCUUAAUACUUAGAGUUAUACUUACUAAUUGUCAGUGCGAUUUAUUUUUCAAACACUCUAUACUUAUGCAUGUCAAGUAAUAAUCUCUCCUGGAUUGCCUUAAGUACAAUAAACAGGUAACAAAUGUGACUAUAUAAAUAUGCUGUAAUUCUUUUUCAAGUAGCACAGGAGUACAAUAAGAUAUUCAUUUUUUUUCUCAAAGUCUCACUCCUGUUUUUAUACUUCCAUAUAUUUAGGACAGUUCAAAUCAUGGGCCAAAUGUUGGAUUCUUUUUUCUAACGAAUACACUUGUACAAAUACAUUCUUACAUAAGUAAUACCAUCAUCA
Molecule: messenger RNA, 3696 nt
Organism: Orussus abietinus
Lineage: Eukaryota; Metazoa; Arthropoda; Insecta; Hymenoptera; Orussidae
Product: zinc finger protein 502
Exons: 3
Coding region: 327-2816 (829 amino acids)
Cellular component (GO): nucleus
Molecular function (GO): zinc ion binding
Source: RefSeq, a predicted model, not a curated record